Molecule: messenger RNA, 1710 nt
Organism: Cinclus cinclus
Lineage: Eukaryota; Metazoa; Chordata; Aves; Passeriformes; Cinclidae
Gene: NDNF
Product: neuron derived neurotrophic factor
Exons: 3
Coding region: 1-1710 (569 amino acids)
Biological process (GO): extracellular matrix organization
Molecular function (GO): protein binding
Source: RefSeq, a predicted model, not a curated record
AUGAUCCUGCUGCGCUGCCCGCUGCCACUCCUGCUGCUGCUGCUGCCACUCCACUCCAGGCCCCAGAAGUUGCCCACCAGGGAUGAGGAGCUCUUCCAGAUGCAGAUCCGGGACAAGGCGUUUUUCCACGACUCGUCAGUCAUCCCCGACGGAGCUGAAAUCAGCAGCUACCUCUUCCGAGACACCCCCAAAAGGUAUUUCUUCGUGGUUGAAGAGGAUAACACUCCCUUAGCAGUGACAGUGACACCGUGCGAUGCCCCUCUGGAGUGGAAACUGAGUGUGCAGGAGCUCCCAGAGGAAGCCAGUGGAGAAGGAUCAGGUGACCCAGAGCCCCUUGAGCAACAGAAACAGCAGAUUACCAACGAGGAAGGCACGGAGCUGUUCUCCUACAAAGGCAAUGACGUGGAGUACUUUGUGUCCUCUAGUUCCCCAUCCGGGUUGUACCAGCUGGAUCUGCUGUCGACAGAGAAGGACACCCAUUUUAAAGUGUAUGCAACCACGACUCCAGAGUCAGACCAGCCUUAUCCCGAGUUACCUUACGAUCCCAGAAUCGAUGUCACCUCUCUGGGACGUACAACGGUGACACUGGCAUGGAAACCGAGCCCCACUGCCUCCUUACUGAGACAGCCCAUCCAGUACUGCAUAGUCAUCAACAAAGAGCACAACUUCAAAAGCUUCUGUGCUGUUGAAGCCAAGCUCAGCUCUGAUGACGCCUUUAUGAUGGCUCCAAAGCCAGGUCUGGAUUUCAGUCCCUUUGACUUUGCCCAUUUUGGCUUCCCUGCAGACAACAACUCUGGCAAAGAACGUGGUUUCCUUAAACCGUCCAAGUUUGGGCGGCAAACAUCCCCAAAGCCGAGAGUUGACCUGCACAGAGUUUGUAUUGGGAACAAGAACAUCUUCACCGUGUCUGACCUGAAGCCAGACACACAGUACUACUUUGACAUGUUUGCAGUGAACACCAACACCAACAUGAGCACCGCCUAUGUUGGCACCUUUGCCAGGACCAAGGAGGAGGCGAAGCAGAAAACAGUGGAGCUGAAGGAUGGCAAAGUUACAGAUGUGUUCAUCAAAAGAAAGGGAACCAAAUUUCUGCGUUUUGCCCCUGUUUCAUCUCACCAAAAAGUCACCUUUUCCAUUCAUUCUUGCCUGGAUGCUGUUCAGAUCCAAGUUAGGAGGGAUGGAAAACUUCUCUUGUCUCAAAGCGUGGAGGGCGUGCGGCAGUUCCAGCUCCGGGGGAAAGCAAAAGCUAAAUACCUGAUUAGGCUGAAGGGCAGCAAGAGAGGUGCUUCCAUGCUGAAGGUCCUGGCUACAACGAGGCCCAACAAGCAGUCGUUCCCUUCCCUUCCCGAAGAUACGCGGAUCAAAGCCUUCGACAAGCUCCGCACGUGUUCCUCGGUCACGGUGGCGUGGCUGGGCACGCAGGAGAGGAACAAAUUCUGUAUCUACAAGAGGGAAGUGGAUGACAAUUACAACGAAGAACAGAAGAGAAGAGAGCAGAACCAGUGCCUGGGUCCAGACACGAGGAAGAAGUCGGAAAAGGUUCUCUGUAAAUACUUCCACAGCCAGAACAUCCAGAAAGCAGUGACCACAGAGACAAUCAGAGGCCUGCAGCCUGGCAAGUCCUACCUGCUGGAUGUUUAUGUGAUAGGGCACGGCGGGCACUCGGUGAAAUACCAGAGCAAACUGGUGAAAACAAGGAAGUUCUGUUAG